UUUUUGCAGACUGCAGUCACUAUGCUUGCAUACAAGUACACGUGGUUGGUUCUGGUCCUGAUACCCGUGGCUUGGGCUCAGCCGUACCCCAUACCACCGACCUGUUAUACCAAAGUCUUGACUAUGGCUAGAGAGAUCACUAGAAGAGCGGAGGACAUUAAACAAGACCCUUACACUUAUAGAUGCACAGCUCAUCUGCCUGACCUGUACAUUGAUGUUCAUAACGCCUGUGUGAUGCCCACUAUGAUCUCUUAUCUGUCUGCACUGGAUAACCUGCGAGAACGGCGGUGUACAAAUAGCAGGGAAGUGCAUACCCUUGUUGGUUUGAUCAGGCAGCUCUAUACCUUCAUGUCCCAAAAAUGUCAUGGGGACUUGGUUUUCACCUCUAAUAACUGUGCAGCAUUACAGCGCAGAAGAUGGAGAGGUUAAAAUAAAGAAGUUGGAUGAGGGUGAUUUUAUAUUCAUCAUGGAAUCAGAUGUAAUCAAUCCUCAAUCAUCAUUUGACACUGUUUUUCCAUAUUUUGAGUUGUAUAGUGUCAAUAAAAAUUUAAUAAAUGAACAAGCAAGCA
This is a messenger RNA of Paramisgurnus dabryanus, 569 nucleotides long. Its product is annotated as cytokine-like protein 1. Gene Ontology annotation, biological process: positive regulation of transcription by RNA polymerase II. Lineage: Eukaryota; Metazoa; Chordata; Actinopteri; Cypriniformes; Cobitidae. The record is from RefSeq and is a predicted model, not a curated record.